CGGCAUCGGAUAAAUCCGAAGGCCGAUGCUUCGUGUUCUGAGUUCUUCCAAAGCCAAUUUUUGGCCAAGGUCAUACAGCUUAGCCUUCAACUACAGCAGAUCAAGACAGAUCUUCCGAGUCUCGAUGUACCCUAACGCCCAAGAGCAGGGUGCUCUGCAGGCUGCUGAAAACCUCAUGAAUGAAACCAUGGCGCGUUAUGAUCCAUCUCACGAUGCCUUUCAUGUACAGCGUGUACGCAAAACAGCCCUGUCAAUAGCCAGGGCUCUUUCCGCCCAGCAACCUGAUUUACUCGAAGCCGAAGCAGCAGACCCAUAUGGAUAUUUCCUUCCUUUCUUCCAGUCUUUGUCUUCGGAACACGGGCUGGACCUGAUUAGCGAUGGCCGGGCGCGUCAGGUCGUAAAGGUCGUAGAAAACGUCUCUUGGACAACUGAGAAGGAACUGAGGUCAACAGGAAAAAUUGAGGAGUGGCAUCGCGUGUGCGUUGAACUUCAUUGUGUACAAGACGCGGACAGACUCGAUGCGAUAGGAGCGUUUGGAAUCAUGCGGUGUGCUGCGUACAGCGCUGCCGUAAAUCGCCCACUCCAUGCACCUCCAGGUCGUCUCGACACUGCGGUACAGCACUUCUACGAUAAACUCCUACACAUCCAAGAAAGACUGAAGACAGAGCCAGGGAAACAGAUGGGCGCAAAGCGACACCAAUUUAUAGUCGAUUUCUUAAAUUCCGUGGAAAACGAAUACAAUGCAGAAGCACUCGAAGUCGCCUGCACUGCGUAAUGGAACACAUUCCAUUCUUGGUAUUUUGAGGAACACCGCCCGCAUCCGAGAAUCCUUGAAGAACAAUAGACGAAAUAGACACCCGCUCCAUACCUAUAACUACCGUCCUUAUACCAGGCCAUUAAAAUGUCACGUCAUUACUAGUCCGUC
Messenger RNA from Suillus subaureus, 925 nucleotides. RefSeq lists its product as uncharacterized. The transcript has 6 exons. NCBI's taxonomy places the organism in Eukaryota, Fungi, Basidiomycota, Agaricomycetes, Boletales, Suillaceae. Bases 26 to 775 code for a protein of 249 amino acids. The record is from RefSeq and is a predicted model, not a curated record.